AUGGGUGACUUCGACCUUAGCUCGGGCUUCAUUCCGGCCCUGCAUAAACCCGCCGCGCUUCUUCCCAUCACUAAACAUCACGACAGCUUGCUCUAUCUCAUAGAGAAAUACCCUGUCACGAUUGUUGUCGGUCAAACUGGCUCGGGAAAGACCACUCAAAUCCCCCAGUUUCUCGAACAUGCAGGCUGGUGUGCUGACGGAAAGGUGGUCGGGGUUACUCAGCCACGACGAGUAGCUGCUACCACCGUUGCCGUUCGGGUGGCCGAAGAAUACGGUUGUGAGCUAGGCAAGGAAGUUGGGUAUUCUAUUCGAUUUGAAGAUGUCACUUCUGCUGCUACGCGCAUCAAGUUCUUAACCGAUGGGCUCCUAAUUCGUGAAGCCCUAGUGGAUCCCUUGCUCUCCCGCUACUCUGUCAUCAUGGUUGAUGAAGCCCAUGAAAGAUCUAUAAGCACCGACAUUCUCCUUGGAUUAUUGAAGAAAAUCCGACGACGUAGACCAGAACUCCGCAUAAUCAUCAGCAGUGCCACGCUCCAGGCUGAAGAGUUUUUGAAGUUCUUCUCUGAAACCUCCGAGAGCCAGGAAUCUGAAGAUAUAAAUGAUAACCUUACUGGUGCUAUAAUAAGUCUGAAGGGCAGGACGUACCCAGUUGAUGUGCUAUAUCUUGAAUCUCCAGCGGAGGAUUAUGUUGAAAAGGCGGUUUCUACUGUUUUCGAAAUUCAUAACUCCGAGCCGGAUGGCGACAUUCUCGUUUUCCUCACUGGCCGCGAAGAGAUCGAUUCCGCUCUUCAGACUAUUGCCGAACGCUCAGCCGAGCUUCCAGGGACGCAAGCACUACUCCCUCUACCUCUUUAUGCGGGCUUGACGACAGAGCAGCAGAUGUAUGUGUUCGAUGCACCACCUGAAAGCACGCGCAAAGUCAUACUCAGUACCAAUAUUGCCGAAGCAUCUGUGACGAUUGAUGGCAUUGUCUAUGUUAUUGACUCAGGCUUUGUGAAACUUAGAGCCUUUGAUCCUAAGACCGGCAUAGAAUCUUUAUCAGUCACUCCAGUAUCCAAAGCGUCGGCAGCACAGCGGGCUGGCAGAGCUGGCCGCACCAAGCCCGGGAAGUGCUUCCGGCUCUUCACUGAGGAUGCGUAUAAACAUCUCCCCGAUACUAAUCCGCCUGAGGUCCAGAGAUCAAACCUUGCACCUUUUAUUCUUCAGCUCAAAGCGCUUGGGAUUGACAAUGUGGUCCGAUUCGAAUUCCUCACGCCGCCACCUGCGGAGCUUAUGAUCAAAGCAAUGGAGUUGCUAUAUGCUUUGGGUGCCCUUGACGAGUAUUCGAAACUUACACGACCGCUAGGCAUGCGGAUGGCGGAGCUUGCCGUUGAGCCAAUGAUGGCGAAGACACUCCUGAGCGCGUCUUCUUUUGACUGUAUAAGUGAAAUCCUCACUAUAGCGGCCAUGACGAGCCUAGGUGGUACUGUAUGGGGUCAGCAAGAUGGAGGCAAGAGGCAAAUGGAGUCUGCCAGGCGUAAAUUUGCUGCUGAAGAAGGCGACCACCUGACGCUCCUCAAUGUUUACCAAGCAUUCGUGACCAAGGGAAAGAAGGAAUCCCGGUUCUGCCACGACAAUUAUCUUAACUUUAAAGCGCUGAGUCGAGCUGUGAGUAUAAGAGGGCAAUUGAAACGCUACUUGGAGCGAUUUGGUAUCAGCGUAGACGAGAGCCUCAAAGUGUCUCGCGAGGGAAGGCCAGACCAGAUUCGCAGAUGUCUAACAGCAGGUUACUUUGCUCAUGCAGCGAAAAUGCAACCCGAUGGGAGCUACCGAAACAUUGAUGGUGGCACUAUACUAUAUGCCCAUCCUAGCUCCUUGAUGUUCAAUCGAAAAGCUGAGUGGGUCAUCUUCCACGAGGUCAUGGAGACUGGUAACAAAACGUUCAUUCGCGACAUCACUAAAAUCGAGAAAUCUUGGUUACUCGACUACUCAGCCGGGUUUUAUCAGACCAAACCACGAUGA
Messenger RNA from Xylaria bambusicola, 1998 nucleotides. Its product is annotated as P-loop containing nucleoside triphosphate hydrolase protein. The transcript has 2 exons. The record is from RefSeq and is a predicted model, not a curated record. Gene Ontology annotation, molecular function: RNA binding; ATP binding. NCBI's taxonomy places the organism in Eukaryota, Fungi, Ascomycota, Sordariomycetes, Xylariales, Xylariaceae. Gene Ontology annotation, cellular component: catalytic step 2 spliceosome; intracellular anatomical structure. The coding region runs from base 1 to 1998 and encodes 665 amino acids.